Doryrhamphus excisus (bluestripe pipefish) is the source of this 7214-nucleotide messenger RNA. It is a transcript of the gene ly75, whose product is annotated as lymphocyte antigen 75. Lineage: Eukaryota; Metazoa; Chordata; Actinopteri; Syngnathiformes; Syngnathidae. The record is from RefSeq and is a predicted model, not a curated record.
UUGCCGGACCGUAACAUUAUUUUGUAGGCUCCACCGGAAGCUACAUGUCCUACAGCCCUCACUUGUCAGUUUCCCAAACACUGUGUUAUCGAAGCUUGGGCAAUUGACAGCAGGCGGGGGAUAGCCGUGUGUUCACUUUCGUUUUAUACUUACGGGAAUCAGUCGCACUUAAUUUCACAGCUGAACUCUUCAAGAAGGCGUGAUCUUUAUGCCUGACAAAAGGCGACAAUAUUGAAAAUGUUCCGAGCUGCACUUUGUUUGUUGUCGGUGUUUGGGACAACUCUAUUGUGGGGGACAUGCUCGACUUUUGACGAGGAUGCCUUCACCAUUCAGCACUCCAACACAGGGAAGUGUUUAUCUGCUCAGGAGUCUGGACGUUUGGCUCUCUCAGCCUGUGAGCCAAACAAUACGUUCCAUUCCUGGAAGUGGGGUUCAGGUCACCGACUUUUCCACAUGGCAACCUCCCUCUGCUUGGCAUUAGAUGUCCACUCCAAGUCUUUGUCCCUGGUGGACUGUGGUUCAGACAUCCUGCUAUGGUGGCACUGCGUGGAUGGGGCUGUGGUCACAGUUUACCAAAUGGGUCUCACAGUCGACGGAGGCCAGUUAGCAGCCAGACGGGAUACGUAUGACACGUGGGUGAGAGGGGGAUCCCAGGAUAGCCUUUGCCAGAUUCCAUACCGCGUCAUUCACACCAUCAAUGGGAACUCUGCCGGCGCUCCUUGUGAGUUUCCCUUCAAGUACAAUGGAAGCUGGCAUCACGGAUGCAUCCCAGAUUCUGACUUCCCGGGUUUCUCCUGGUGCUCCACCUCAUCAGACUAUGACCAGGACCGAAAGAAGGGGCACUGUCUAAAACCUGAGAAGGGUUGCCAGACUCUGUUUGUUGGGCCAGAGGGGGACUCCUGCUAUGAGUUUGUACCCAAUGCUGCCAUGACCUGGCAGCAAGCUUUAGAUUCAUGUCGGAGCCAAGGAGCGGAUUUGCUCAGCGUGUCUGGCCCGGAUGAUCUCCACUCCAAAACCUUUUUAAACGGCCUCAACAGGAUGCCUGAGAGAAUGUGGAUUGGCCUCCAUCAGUUAGAUACGUCUCAGGGCUGGCAGUGGUCAGAUGGCUCCCCGCUGACCAUCUUGCGGUGGGAAACAGGAAUGCCACCCAGCUCCAUGAUCAUUGAGUCUGACUGCGGAGUCCUGAACUCCAACCAGAACUAUGAAGCUGAAGCGUGCAGCAAACAACUACCAUAUAUCUGCAAGAAGAAAGUCAAUUCUUCUCAAACAAUACCAUCAGAGUCACUCAUGUAUAAUGAAACGGUGUGUGCUUCUGGUUGGGUGCCAUGGAAUGGCUGGUGUUACAAGUUAGUGACGGACAAGCCUCAAAACUUCACUGAUGCGCAGAAGUACUGCAACAGCACAGGGGAUGGAAGCUUUCUGGCCAGCCUCCACUCUAUCGACAGCAAGGAGAUGAUCAGCACAAGUUUUCAUGCAGACGGAAUGUCGUCAGAUGUUUGGAUCGGUCUGAUCGGUGAAGGUAUGAAACCUGCUGUCUUCAAAUGGAUCAACCAAGCACCAGUCACCUUCACAUUCUGGGGCCCAAAUCAGCCAGUGCAGCCUUCUCAGGAUACCAGCUGCGUCUUCUACUCUGUGUCUGGUUGGCAUGUUGGCCGCUGCUCUGAGACACUAGCUUUCAUGUGUCAGACCAAAGGAAAAGUCAGAGAAUCAUUGGGAGUGGCUGGCUGUCGCUUUGAGGAUGGCUGGAGGAGACACGGCAACUCUUGUUACCUUGUGAACACGACACAAGUGUUUUUGAAAGAUGGCUGCAAUGUCACUAUUAGAAACAGAUUUGAACAAGCUUUCAUCAACCGUCUGCUUGGAGAUUAUAUUAGCAAUACACCUCAGUAUUUCUGGAUUGGGCUGCAGGACGUUAAGAACACAGGAGAGUACCAAUGGCAGGGGCAGAAUAAUUCCCAAAGUGUAGUUACGUACACCAACUGGGGCUGGUUUCAACCAGAUAAGGAUGGCGGCUGUGCUGUAAUCUCCACCGCAAAACCACUUGGCAAGUGGGAGGUGAAAAAUUGUACCCUUUUUAAGGCCGGCACCAUUUGUAGGACAGACCUCAGUCCAGUUCUGCCACCUCCACCCGAGCCAGACCUUACCACUCCUUGCCCGGACGGAUGGGUAUCCGUACCUGGUGUAAAAUAUUGCUUCAAGGUGUUUCAUGAGGAGCGACUGAGUCGCAAACGGUCGUGGGAGGAAGCUGAAAGAUUCUGUCAGGCACUUGGAGCCAACCUGCCCAGUUUUACUAAUAGAGACGAGAUGAAUGCGCUGCAUACUAUCAUGAGGGACACCAUCAGCGAUGAUCGGUACUUUUGGGUCGGCUUGAACAGAAGAAACCCAGCCGACCGCUCCUGGCAGUGGAGCGACAGCCGUCCCGUAUCCCUGGAUAUUUUACAUCAUGAUUUCCAUGAGGACGAUGCAUACAGUCGAGACUGUACAGCAUUUAAGACAAUGAAGAGCACCAUCAAGCACCUCUUUAUGUUUGUACUCCACGACCAUGUUCCUGCAUUGUUCUAUGCUACACCGUUUCACUGUGAUGCCAAGUUGGAAUGGGUCUGUCAAAUCCCUCGUGGAAGGACGCCAAAGUAUCCGGACUGGUACAAUCCUGGCGUACACCAUGAAACGUCUGUCUUCAUCGAUGGUAGCGAGUAUUGGUUUGUGAAUGAGCCCCAGUUGACGUUUGAGGAGGCAAUGCUAUUUUGCAGCAUGAAUGGCAGCAAACUGGCUACAGCGCCCAGCUCCACUGCUGCCAGACUCAUUCACAAGUACAUCGAAAAGAUGUCAACUUCUCAGAAGCAAGGCUGGUGGGUCAACCUGAAAGACACCAAGCGAAUGUUUCCCAUGACGGCACCUCAGCUGCACUUCUAUUAUUCAGCUCUCUUCGGCAGAUGCACCUCCAUCAGCCCUGAGAGCUCCUUUCCAAAGUAUGAGCACAGUUGCAAGCAGCGGUUGCCCUUCGUGUGUGAAAAGUACAACAUCACAUCAGUGGAGAGAAGCCCUCUAGACCCUCAUCCUGGAGGCCUGCCAUGUGGAAAUAACUCUCUGGCCUUCAGAAAUAAGUGCUACACGCUGAUGAAGGCUGUGGAGCCAGUAUCAUUCAGGUCUGCCAGUGAGACAUGCCAGUCAGUGAGGGGAACCCUAGUCACCAUCUCAGACCAAGUGGAGCAAGACUUCAUCACCAGCCUGCUGCCCACAAUGAAGGACAUGGGAGGCAUAUGGAUUGGUCUCAAACUCAGACGAUACAAACUGCAAUGGGUGGACCAGUCGCGGGUCAGUUACGUCAAUUUCCAUCCGCUGCUCCUCGGCAUGAACAAGGCCAUAAAAGUCAACACACUGGAACCAGACAGCACGGAUCUGUGUGUGUUUUUACUCAAUAACGCUAAUUCGGCUGUGAUGGGUACCUGGGACUACACCUCUUGCACCCAGUAUCAACAUGGGGCUCUUUGUCAACACUAUGCAGAUCAAGUAGAGGAACCUUCCGUCCCAUCAGACUCUUUCCAAGUCAACAACCACACCAUCCUGCUGCUUGUUAAGAAUCUUACCUGGUUCGAGGCCUUAGAACAGUGCAGCAGUCACGACAUGGAUCUAGCAAGUGUGGCAGACACCUUGCUGCAGUCCACCCUCAGCGUGCACGUGAGCCGUGCGCGCACACCCAUGUGGAUCGGCCUCUUCAGUGAAGACGAUGGUAUCCACUACCGCUGGACUGACCACAGCCACACCGUUUUCAGUCGCUGGUCGGCAGACGUCACGGCAGGUUCCUGUGUCUACCUCGAUACCGAUGGCUUCUGGAAAGCCACCGAGUGUGAGCAGAAGCUUGGCGGCGCUAUCUGCCACAAACCACAUAGAGAUACCAUUACCACACCUGAGGAUGUUGCAGUGAAGUGUCCUCAUAAGAUAAAUGGACCAAACUGGAUCCCCUUCAAAAACAACUGCUACUUUUUCCAGCUUGCUGCUUCCAGAUGGGAGCAAAUCGACCAAAGCCCCAUCCGCAAUAUCUGUGCUAGCCUGCAUGAAGGGGCAGACAUCCUCACCAUCCGCAACGCAGAGGAGAACGAGUUUAUCCACCAACAACUUCUGCCGUUUCAAAACUUGGUUCAGUUCGUGUGGCUUGGACUGUUCCAAGACAAAAGUAACCAGAUGAAGUGGUAUGACGGCACCAAUGUCCAAUAUUCCAACUGGAAAAAUGGCAGACCAGAAGUCGAUGGCCCCUUCAUGACAGGUCUCACUCUGCAAGGCCAAUGGCUCCUCGUCACAAACCAAAUGCUAUUCUCAGAGUUCAAACAAAGAGCCAUAGUGACCUGCAAACUGGAUAACGAACCAAAAGACGAGUACUCCAAGUCAGUCAGGGACUUUAAAUACUUGGGCAAUAUAACCUACGAGGUGGUGACCCAAAAGCUGAAUUGGUACCAGGCUCUGGAGAAGUGUGGUGAGCGUGGAGGGCAUUUGGCAAGUGUCCAUGAUGCUCAGCACAACGCGCGUGUGAAGCUCCUUGCAAAAACUGAUGGUUUCCCACUCUGGAUUGGCUUGUCCAACCAGGAGAUUGGGGGUCCAUCCUACGAAUGGUCAGAUGGAACUAAGUACCAAUACAGGGAAAACAUCUCCGAGUCGUUGGAGGGCUCCAGCUCAGACAAGGAAGAGGUGGGCUGCGUUUUUGUGAUGCCCUCCGGUGCUUGGAUGCGGAGCAACUGCAGCUCUCUGCUAGAUGGCGCCAUCUGCUACACGACCAACACGACCACCCAGUCCCAAAGAGCCAAACUCCAGGCAAGGUCAGAGGUCAACCACUGCCCUCAAAGCAACGGAACAUCCAAGUGGGUGCAGCAUCAGGACCUCUGCUACGCCUUUGACAUGAGCUUCUACAACUACAGCGUUUACAGCAACGCGCAGGCCAGGAGCAUCUGUCAGAGCAUGGAUGCUCAACUGCUCAGCAUAAAAACCAAAGAGGAGAAUGACUUUGUGUCCAAGUACGUGACUGAUAACCCUCUCAUCACAAGUCGAGUGUGGCUCGGAGUUGGCCUCGAUUCUAAAGGUACUCCCACAGCCUGGGAGGACGGCUCUGCUCUGUCGUUCUCUAACUGGAAGUCUGGCGCCUCCGUUAGCGGGCAGAAGUCCAAAGCACCGUGUGCCGUCAUGGUGACAGCAGACGGAGGAAGCUGGAGUCUGGUCAGCUGCGAGGCCAGCUUCAGUCGAGUCGUCUGCCAAACCAAAACCAAGUCAUCCGGCUCUCCCGUAGCUGUGGGCUUCUUCGUUAUCAUCCUCAUUGCGCUCGUCCUCGCCGUGGGCUUCCUCUUCUACAGAAAGAAGAGAGGCCACUUCUCCUCGUCGGUGCGUUACAAGAGGACCAUGGAUGAGUCAGACACCACCAAUAUUAUCACAGACGCUGAAUGAGCAGACUCUGUUUUGCCUCAGGGAGUUUAGAGUUUGUGGCCCUCAACCCAAUCCCACUUUUAAAUGACUAUUUAUUUAUUUAUCAAGUUCCCCACCUGUUUGUAUGAUUCUAUGGAGGGUAUGAAUAUGAUCAGGCAAGUGUCUUAAGUGCAUUGUUUUAGAUUUUUGUUUUUGUUCCCCCUAAAUUUGACAUUUUUAAGUAAAGAACAAAAUUAUGUAUCUCUGUCCAGGCAGAUUACACGAAUUGCACUGAUGUAUGUGUGAGUGACUCCAAACGUGGGAUACAGUCGUCCCUCGCAAUAUCACGGUUUGAUUGCUGCCUCACCAUGUUGCGUUUUUUCAGAUAAUUAAAUCGCCGUUUUAUGGUAGACUGCGGUCUUAAUACAGUAAACCUCGGAUAUAUCUGACUCGGAUAUAUCGGAAAUUCGCUCACAACGAACAGAUAAAAAAGAACCGAUUUUUCUGUAAUGCAUUUCCAAUAAAAAUUCAUUGCAUAUAUCGGAUUUUUUAUAACGGAUUCCACCUAUUUCGGACAAAAUCUCCAGUCCCGUUCCAAUGCAUUUCCAUGAAAUUUCCCUCGCAUAUAUCGGAUGGCCGCAUCGUGGCGCUCCGAUUCGCCGAAUCGUGACAGGCCGCUAUACGACGUCAUUUGCAGCGUUUGCAGCGUUGCCUGUGCGUCCAGGUACAUUGGAAACAUAGUCAAGGAAGUGCCUUUUUAUAACGGAUAAAAUCCGAUUUACGCAUAUACCGGAUAUAAAUCCGAUAUAUGCGUAAAACGGACAUUUUCCGGUAUACGCAUAUAACGGAUUUCGCUUAUAUCGGACAAAACCAGUGGGAACAAUUGAAUCCGAUAUAUCCGAGGUUUACUGUAUUAGUCUGUGCAUAUUAAAAUACAAGUGAUAUGUUGUUUUCUGGGCCGCACGGUGGACGAGUCAGGUGAUUGGAAAGUCCAGGGUGUACCCCGCCUCUCUGGGAUAGGCUUCAGCAUACCUGCGCCCCUAGUGAUUAUAAGCGGCAUAGAAAACAGAUGGAUGGAUGUUGUAUUCCAGUCAUUAGGUGGCAGUAAUGACAGGAAACUAACACUGCAUGAAGUCAAGAGUGAAAAAUGUUGUCCCAUUCAAGGCUAACUGGUUAGCAGCAACAGUUGUAAACAAUGAAUAAUGGAGGUGAUAAUAGGCGUGUUAUUUCACGUCUAAAGAGCUGUAAUGUUAAACGUAUUUUCAAAGUCAAAACAGGUUUUCUUUUCGCUUAAAUACAAAAAGAUUCCAUUAUUGAAUCCUACAUGGUGGAAAUUCACUUACCACAGUCGGGUCUGGAACCAACCAACCAUCAACAAGGGACUACUAUAUUACAUUUCCCAUCAAUUCAUGCUCAUGUCUGGAUGUAGAAGUUGGCGAUCACUCGCUGUGCCUUUUUAGAAGUCCUCACCUGAAGGGAAAUCGAUAUCACUGGAAAAUGUUUUUUGUAAUUUGUGAUGUUUUCAUGAUCUGAAAAUGGGGGAUGUCAGUAACGUUUAUAUGAUAAAAGGUUGCCCUGCUGAUUAGGAUGAGUCUGACAACUGUUUUUUUUUGGUAGCUCGACUUUGCUAUGCACUUCACUACUGAGCAAAAAAAAUGCACUUUACACACUGAGGGCACCUGUGUUUGCUGCACAUGCUUUGUACAUAUGUUUGCUUUAUUAUGAAACCAAAGAUGCUCCAUCUGGAUUGAAUGUCAAAGAUCUGCGCUUUUGUUUCUAACUCUUGUGAAUUUAGUGUAUUAGUGCAGUCGUGAAGUUUUUUUUUU